UUCUUCAUCAAAAAACACAUCAUCUUAAGCUAGGGUUACAAUUUUUUUUUAUCUAGUACAAGUAUCCUUCAUAAGAGAUAAUUUUGUUCGAAUCGAGCACAUCAACAACAACAUUAUGGUGACACAAGGAGAAAUGGGACAUAUGAAGAGGCCAUGCGAUGCCUUGGCGUGCAAGUAGGAAACGCAACACAAUCACAAAAAUGAGCAUUUAAGCGAGCGAGAAAAGCAAACCCUAAUGUUAGAACGUAACAUCUGAUCAACAUGGCGAGUGAAUCUGGAACGAGAGAUCCUUCAACUCCGAUGUCGUCGAAUUCCAUUGAAUCCUCCUACAUUGGUUCCUUCAUUAGCUUGAUUUCCAAGUGCGAUGUUCGCUACGAGGGCGUUCUCUCUUCUCUCAACAUUCACAAUUCCACCAUCGCCUUGAACAACGUUAGAUCCUAUGGAACUGAGGGGAGAAGAAAAGAUGGUCCACAAGUUCCUCCAAGUGAUAAAGUUUAUGAAUACAUUCUUUUCAGAGGAAAUGAUAUUAAGGUAAUCAUAGUGUUAUUGUUUAGCUGA
Molecule: messenger RNA, 558 nt
Organism: Lotus japonicus
Lineage: Eukaryota; Viridiplantae; Streptophyta; Magnoliopsida; Fabales; Fabaceae
Product: decapping 5-like protein
Exons: 2
Coding region: 262-558 (98 amino acids)
Biological process (GO): P-body assembly; cytoplasmic stress granule assembly
Cellular component (GO): P-body
Molecular function (GO): mRNA binding
Source: RefSeq, a predicted model, not a curated record